Molecule: messenger RNA, 1347 nt
Organism: Notechis scutatus (mainland tiger snake)
Lineage: Eukaryota; Metazoa; Chordata; Lepidosauria; Squamata; Elapidae
Gene: EDAR
Product: ectodysplasin A receptor
Biological process (GO): positive regulation of canonical NF-kappaB signal transduction; positive regulation of JNK cascade
Cellular component (GO): plasma membrane
Molecular function (GO): signaling receptor activity
Source: RefSeq, a predicted model, not a curated record
AUGGCAUAUCUGGGAAAAGGCAGAUGGACUCAUAUGUUCCCUUUUCUCAUAGCAUCACUUGUGUAUUCUGCUAAUGCUGAAUAUUCUAAUUGUGGUGAAAAUGAAUAUUACAAUCAGACAACUGGAAUGUGCCAAGAGUGUCCACAGUGUGAGCCAGGAGAAGAACCUUAUAUGACAUGUGGGUAUGGCACUAGAGAUGAAGACUAUGGCUGCAUCCCAUGCCCAUCCGAAAAAUUUUCUAAAGGUGGAUAUCAUAUUUGCCGGAGACACAAAGAUUGUGAAGGGUUCUUUCGGGCGACAGUGAUGACACCUGGAGAUAAAGAAAAUGAUGCAGAAUGUGGGCCUUGCCUCCCUGGCUAUUAUAUGUUAGAAAACAGGCCUCGGAAUAUUUAUGGGAUGGUUUGUUACUCGUGUUCACUGGCACCUCCAAACACUAAAGAAUGCACAGGCGUUACUUCUGGUGUGUCAGCCAGUUUCCUGAGUACUUCAGGCACUAGUACUCAUUCUCCUUUUCAACAUGUGCACAAAGGAGAUCUUUCUGGACAAGGACAUCUGGCUACUGCUCUUAUCAUUGCCAUGUCCACUAUUUUCAUCAUGGCUAUUGCUAUUGUGCUGAUUAUCAUGUUUUACAUUAUGAAAACGAAAACUUCAGCUCAAGCAUGCUGUACCAGCCAGUCAGUGAAGACGGUAGAAUCCCAGGCCAACGUACAGGAAGAAAAAACAGAAGUCCAAGAAAAUGGAAAAAUUUUCUCUGAGAAAGAUGAAUUUGGAAAACUGACAGCAACUCCAGCUAAGGUUGUCAAGAGUGAAAACGAUGCUUCUUCAGAGAAUGAGAGGCUUUUAAGUCGCAGCAUGGACAGCGAUGAAGAAGCUGCUAUUGACAAGCAAGGGACUCCAGAAUUGUGUUUGUUGUCUCUGGUACAUUUGGCUCGAGAUAAAUCUUCAACAAACAACAAAUCAACUGGAAUACAAAGCCGGAGAAAAAAGAUACUCGACCUAUACACUAAUGUAUGCAGUGUGGCAGAAGGCCUCAGUCCCACAGAGCUGCCCUUUGAUUGUCUGGAAAAGACCAGCAGGAUGCUCAGCUCCACUUACAACACCGAGAAAGCCAUUGUGAAGACCUGGCGCCAUCUUGCUGAGAGCUUUGGAUUGAAGAGGGACGAAAUUGGUGGCAUGACAGAUGGCAUGCAAGUCUUUGACCGCAUCAGCACAGCUGGGUAUAGUAUCCCAGAACUGCUGACAAAACUGGUUCAGAUAGAGAGAUUGGAUGCCGUAGAGUCUCUGUGCGUAGACAUCUUAGAGUGGGCCCAAGAGAUGCCGAAGCCUGAUCCAGCUGUGACCUCCUGA